AGGUGAAUCUAUCCAACUUGGAGCACAGCCUCAGGGAUGGUGAACGAGUAUAUAAAAGCUAGUAAAUCUAAGAUUGAUUUACUUCUGUCUAUCGUCUCGACUCUGCAAUCCCGAGAGACAUCGUUACUAUUCAUCCAUCAUCAGAAUGGAUCACGUGAUAAACGCAACGAUCCUCCUGCUACUUUUCAUGGCAUCGUCUUCCGGUUAUUCUGUCGAGCAAGAUUUUGAUUCCGAGGAAAGUUGUCAUUCUACGAUUGUACGGCCACAGAGAUACUCGAAGCAAGUGCGAGGCUAUCAUAUCAGGGAAGAAAGGACGGACGAUUCUGUUCGAAGGAACAGAAAUCGAGAAUCAAGAUCGACGGAGACGGUCGAGCAAAUUCAUAAUUCGUACCAGGAGCCUACAAAAGACCAGCAGACGGAAGCGGCAAACCAUUCUCAAGAGAUCUCUCUCAAUAGCGAUCAGAUCGAAAUCGGAGAAACUUUGAUGACAGAGAAGACUUACAUCCCAGAGAGCAACGAAAUAACCUUGCUUGGAGUCCAUUCCAAGGAUCAAGUAGUUCUAGAUCAUCACGAGGACCCGCACAAAUUGGUGACAGUGAAGAAAAUACCUGUACCCUAUCCCGUGGAGAAAACGAUACGAUAUCCGAUAGUGAAGAACGUGCCUUAUCCUGUCAAGGUACCAGUACCCCAACUUUAUCCAGUGGAGAAGAAGGUGCCAUAUCCGGUCAAAGUUUUCAUCAAGGUCCCGCUCAAAAUACCAAAACCUGUGCCAGUGAUUAAAGAGGUACCUUAUCCGGUCCAGGUACCCGUGGAUCGUCCGGUGCCUGUCAGAGUCUACGUUCCUGAACCUUAUCCAGUUGAAAAGAAGAUCCAUUAUAAAGUAAAAGUACCGGUGCCCGAACCGUUCCCUAUCGAACGAAAGAUACCUGUACCGAUAAAGGUGCCUGUAGAGGUUGUUCAACCGUAUCCUGUCGAAAAGAGGGUCCCCUAUCCGGUGAAGAUAGAGGUUGAGCAACCGAUACCUGUACCAGUAGUUAAGCCGUAUCCCGUGCCCGUGCCCAAGCCGGUUCCUUAUCCUGUCGAUAAACCGGUACCUGUACCCGUGAAAGUUAAGGUUCCACGACCAGUACCUGUGCCGGUUGAUAAACCUGUCUUCGUCAAAGUGAAAAUCCCUGUACCGGCACCCUAUCCGGUGGAAAAAGAGGUACCUUAUCCUGUCGAAAAACCUGUACCUGUACCGGUGAGGGUACCAGUCGAGCGACCAGUACCCGUACAAGUGCCUAAACCUGUGCCCUACCCUGUAGAGAAGCCAGUCCCUUAUCCCGUUAAGGUGCCAGUUGAGAUACCAGAGGAGGAGGCAUCGGUCGUAGACGAGGCUGGGAUCGAAAGUGAUUGGAAGGAGUGAAUAUGGACAGAAGAUGUUAGGAUAAUUGAUUAGUCAGCGCGAGAUUUGAAGAGUCGAAAAAUUUUUAUUUUUCUCGAAGAAAAGUUGAAAGUAUGAAUUUUUCAUAUUUUCAUAUUACUUUGAUAUUUUUCAUAAUUUCAACAUUAGGAAUAAAGUGCAGUCCCUGUAACUGUAUUUAUGAGUAUAAUUAUGCAUCGAUAAGUACAGUGCACAGUACAAGUGCAUUUAAGCGUAAUUCUUAUCGUUUCUAUUAUUAAUAGAAUUCGCAUUGCACGAGAGAUUGUAUGUGAAAAUAAACGACUAAAAAUAA
Molecule: messenger RNA, 1715 nt
Organism: Apis cerana (Asiatic honeybee)
Lineage: Eukaryota; Metazoa; Arthropoda; Insecta; Hymenoptera; Apidae
Source: RefSeq, a predicted model, not a curated record